Molecule: messenger RNA, 1199 nt
Organism: Calidris pugnax (ruff)
Lineage: Eukaryota; Metazoa; Chordata; Aves; Charadriiformes; Scolopacidae
Gene: SOX14
Product: SRY-box 14
Exons: 1
Coding region: 205-927 (240 amino acids)
Biological process (GO): negative regulation of transcription by RNA polymerase II; positive regulation of transcription by RNA polymerase II; anatomical structure morphogenesis
Molecular function (GO): RNA polymerase II cis-regulatory region sequence-specific DNA binding; DNA-binding transcription factor activity, RNA polymerase II-specific
Source: RefSeq, a predicted model, not a curated record
CCUCCGCGCUUCUCCGCGCUCCGCCCCGGCAGGGCUCCCGCCGGGGACGGCGUCGGCGGAGGACCUGUGAUGAUCAGCUGAGCCCAUCUCCUCCCGCUUCUCCGGCUUCUUCCUCAUCAUCCUCCUCCUCCUCUUCGCCGCCGUCCAGCGCGCCCCUCACCGCAGCGUCCCGUCCCUCCCCCCUCUCCCAGCCCCGGCCGAAGCAUGUCCAAGCCCAGCGACCACAUCAAACGCCCCAUGAACGCCUUCAUGGUGUGGUCCCGCGGCCAGAGGCGCAAGAUGGCCCAGGAGAACCCCAAAAUGCACAACUCGGAGAUUAGCAAGCGGCUGGGCGCGGAGUGGAAGCUGCUCUCCGAGGCGGAGAAGCGGCCUUACAUCGACGAGGCCAAGCGGCUGCGGGCGCAGCACAUGAAGGAGCACCCCGACUACAAGUACCGACCCCGGCGCAAACCCAAGAACCUGCUGAAGAAGGACAGGUAUGUCUUCCCUUUGCCUUACCUCGGGGAAACCGAUCCUUUAAAGGCCGCCGGGCUUCCCGUGGGGGCCACUGACUCUCUGCUGAGCUCCCCGGAGAAAGCCAGGGCUUUCCUGCCCCCCACCUCAGCACCUUACUCCUUACUUGACCCCAGCCAGUUCAGCUCCAGCGCCAUCCAGAAGAUGACUGAGGUUCCUCACACCUUAGCCACCAGCACCCUGCCCUACGCCUCCACCUUGGGAUACCAGAACGGGGCUUUCGGCAGCUUGAGCUGCCCCAGCCAACACACCCACACCCACCCCUCGCCCACCAACCCGGGCUACGUGGUGCCCUGUAACUGUACCGCUUGGUCGGCUUCCAGUUUGCAACCUCCCGUUGCCUACAUAUUAUUCCCGGGCAUGACCAAGACUGGGAUAGACCCUUAUUCUUCAGCACAUGCGACUGCCAUGUAACACCCACCCACCCACACCCCCCACGGGCGUGUGUGUGUGUGUGUGUGUGUCCCCCAUCCCAAGGUGGCAGCUGGAACUGGGAUUCCUUCGUGUGCAUGUAUAUAAAACCUGCAGGAGCAAAAAACAACAAAAAACCCACAAAAAAACCAACCCCACCACCCCACAAAAAGGCCACCACCCGAAACCAGGACGCUACUGGCCACCACCGGGCCGGGACAGACGCGGACGCUGCCUCGGGGACACGGAAAUGCUCUCGCCUAAAAAAAAAACCU